GCUGUCUGCUAUACAUCGCAUGCGUUUUAAUUGUGAAAAUGAUACAGUUUUAUUUUUGAAUAAAAACGUGAGAGAAUAUUACGUUUGAAGUUUCCACAAUUAUUAGUAUUUAUUGCAAGUUGUAAAUGAACGUAAAUUAUAUUUUAUUAUGUUCUGCCAAAUUACAACCUAGUAACUCAUACAGGAUAUUUAUAAACUUCGUAAAUAUUACAGAUUUAAUAACGAGUAUACAAUAUGUUACUACAAAGAAUUAUUUUACGGUCCUUAAAAUCUUUAAGAAUAAAGAAACUUGACUUAGAUACUAGAAAUCAUUCGAGUGUCAUUUUAAGUUCAAAGAGCUUCAAUUUAAAUUGUAACACAAUUCGUUUUUACUCGAAAGAAGCAAAUGCACAAGAUUCAAUCUGUAAUGUGGGUACUAUUGGUCACGUAGAUCAUGGAAAAACAACUCUUACAGCUGCCAUCACUAAGUAUUUGUCAGAGAAAGAUACAAAUUGCAAAUAUGUAUCUUAUGAUGAAAUUGAUCGAGCUCCAGAAGAGAAAGCUCGUGGCAUUACCAUUAACAUUGCCCAUGUAGGUUACAAAACUGAUAAAAGAAGAUAUGCUCACACUGAUUGUCCAGGCCACUUAGAUUUCAUUAAGAAUAUGAUCAGUGGAGCUUCUCAGAUGGAUGGAGCAAUCUUAAUUGUUGCUGCUACAGAUGGACCUAUGCCACAAACUAUGGAACAUUUGUUAUUGGCCAAACAAGUUGGAAUCGAACAAGUCAUAGUUUAUAUUAACAAAGCUGAUCUGGCUGAUGAAGAGAUGUUAGAACUUGUAGAGAUAGAAAUAAGAGAAUUACUAGAAAAAUAUGGAUAUGACAGUGAAAAUACUCCUGUGAUAAAAGGUUCAGCUUUCUUAGCUCUCCAAGGUGAUACUUCAAAAUAUGGAACACCAUCCAUACAAACAUUACUUGAUGUACUUGAUUCACAUCUUAAAACACCUCAGAGAGAUUACAAAUCUCCGUUUAUUUUACCUAUUGAUAAUGUAUUCAAUGUACCUGGAAGAGGAACAGUUGCUGUUGGAACUAUUAAGAGAGGCACUGUGAAGAAAAAUGCUGAAGCUGAAAUUAUGGGUUACGAUGAAACUACAAAAACCGUUAUCAGUGAUAUUCAGAUUUUCCAAAAAAGCGUACCAGAAGCUUUAGCAGGUGAAAAUGUCGGCAUUUUGAUGAGAGGAAUAAAACUCGAUGCGGUUCGCAGGGGAAUGUGGGUAUGCGCGCGAAAUUCACAAAAAUACAGCAAUCACUAUGAAGCUCAACUCUAUCUGCUAAGUACUGAAGAAGGUGGCAGGCAGAAACCGUUAGUGAAAAAUGGUUAUUGUUCCGUUCUGUAUUGUUCAACGUGGAACAUCUAUACACGAGUAGAUUUUGUAUUACCAGGAGAAACGAAUUUCUUAAUGCCUGGUGAACAAGCAACGGCAAGACUUACAUUACUUGACUGUAUGCCAAUGUUAGUAGGACAAACGUUCACAAUAAGAGAACAGAAAUGCACAGUAGCAACUGGUAUCAUUACUGCCGUUCACGAUCGAAUAAACUUCGACAAAAGAAAAAUGAAUAACAUAGUAAUUGCUGGAGUUACUAAUUAAAAUAAGUAGAAGUAUCAACGCUUGGAAAUGUUGAAUCACUUGUAUAUAUGAUAUUGUUGUAAUAUUUUAUUAAAAAAUCAACAAAUUUUAUUAAAAUCAAUGAAUGAUCAAAUUUUUUUUUAUAACUUAUAUCCUAAUGCUUUGAUACAGUGUCAAAAUAAAGGAUAUCUACUAUUGUAUUUGAUAAAAAUUUAAC
Molecule: messenger RNA, 1819 nt
Organism: Phymastichus coffea
Lineage: Eukaryota; Metazoa; Arthropoda; Insecta; Hymenoptera; Eulophidae
Product: elongation factor Tu, mitochondrial-like
Exons: 4
Coding region: 235-1623 (462 amino acids)
Biological process (GO): mitochondrial translational elongation
Cellular component (GO): mitochondrion
Molecular function (GO): GTPase activity; translation elongation factor activity; GTP binding
Source: RefSeq, a predicted model, not a curated record